UGGGCUCCCGGCUCCGCUCCCCGCUCUCAGGCACCGCCCGCGCCGCCUACAAAAGCCGCGGCGGUGUCUGAGCUCCGGCUGCUCUCGGAGGGUCCCGGCCCCGCUCCAGCAUCAGCCGAACGGAGCCGAACGGCCCGGACCGAACCGAACCGAACCGACUGGAAGGUGAAAAGCGCUGCCCGGUCCCGCUGCGUCCCCCCCAGCGAGAGGGGCUGCCAUCCCGACACGGUUGUGCUCUGCCAUGGCUGCGUACCCUGCUGCGGCUGCACCCAGAAGAGGAAGGGAGCAGCACUCUGAACCAGCCGCGCCUGGAACUGGAAGGGUUCCAAACCCCGACGUGGCUGGGCUCUAAACCCGGAGGGUCCUGCACUCCGAUCUGCCUUCGUGCCCCAAACCUGCGUGCCCUGAGCCAGCUGUGCCCUUAACCAGGAGGGUGCUGUGCCCCAAAGCAUCCUCACCCCUGAACCUGCUGCACCCUGAAGCAUCCUCACCCCCAAACCCGGAGGGUGCUGCUCCCCAAAUCAUCCUCACCCCAAAGUGCUGUGCCCUGAAGCAUCCUCCCCACCGAAUCUCCUGUAUCCUAAACCCAGAGGGCUCCGUGUCCCGAAGCAAUCCUCCUGCCCAGUCCAGCAGUGCCACGCUGUGAUGGAUGACUCCCCACCGCUGGAAGCAGAGCUGGAGCACCGAUGGCUGCUCAAUGCCUCCCUGAACGAGUCCUCUGCCAACCAAUUUGUCCAGCCCCCGUGGCAGGUGGCCCUGUGGGCUGUUGCCUACACCCUCAUCGUGGUGGUGUCGGUGGUGGGGAACGUGGUGGUGAUGUGGAUCAUCUUGGCUCACAAGAGGAUGCGCACCGUCACCAAUUACUUCUUGGUGAACCUGGCUUUUGCUGAAGCCUCCAUGUCUGCCUUCAACACGGUGGUGAACUUCACUUAUGCCAUCCACAACGAAUGGUACUAUGGGCUGCUCUACUGCAAGUUUCACAACUUCUUCCCCAUUGCUGCUGUCUUUGCCAGCAUCUACUCCAUGACAGCCAUCGCCCUGGACAGGUACAUGGCCAUCAUCCACCCGCUGCAGCCCCGGCUCUCAGCCACCGCCACCAAAGUGGUCAUUGGUGUCAUCUGGCUCCUGGCCUUCCUGCUGGCCUUCCCACAGGGCUACUACUCGGUGACAGAGGAGCUGCCGGGCCGACUGGUGUGCCUGGUGGCAUGGCCGGAGCACAGCACCGACGUGUAUGGAAAAACGUAUCACUUCUGCAUGACUGUCCUGAUCUACUUCUUGCCACUGCUGGUGAUAGGCUGUGCCUACACCGUGGUCAGCAUCACCCUCUGGGCAAGCGAGAUACCCGGUGACUCCUCCGACCGCUACCACGAGCAGGUCUCAGCAAAGCGGAAGGUGGUGAAGAUGAUGAUCAUUGUGGUGUGUACGUUUGCACUGUGCUGGCUGCCCUACCACAUCUACUUCACCCUGCAGUAUUUCAACCCCGAGUGGUACCUGCAGAAGUUCAUCCAGCAGGUCUACCUGGCUGUCAUGUGGCUGGCCAUGAGCUCCACUAUGUACAACCCCAUCAUCUACUGCUGCCUCAAUGACAGGUUCCGCGUGGGCUUCAAGCAUGCAUUCCGGUGGUGCCCAUUUGUCAGUGCUGUUGCGUACGAGGGCCUGGAGAUGAAGUCAGCCAGGUACCUGCAGACACAGAGCAGCAUGUACAAAGUCAGCCGGAUAGAGACCACCGUGUCCUUGGCGGUUGGUGCAGCCGAGGAGGAGCUGGAAGAGAGCAAAAAGGGCAAACGUCUUUCUGUAGACAUGACCUCCAAUGGCUCCUCACGCAGUGACUCCAAAACUGUCUCCGAAAGCUUCAGCUUCUACUCCAACACACUCACCUAAGCAGUUCCCAAACUCUGUUAGCCACCCAUCUGAAUGCUGCCAUACCUUUCCCUCACUGGGAUGCUCCAGCACGUGAUCCACCCAGCAUCAUCACUCUGGUUUUAAUGUACUGGCUUCUGUCUGUGCUGUUUUUUCAUCUCCUGCUGUGCUGCUUCUCACCUGUGAUGCUUGAGCGAACCCAAGAGCAAAAGCUUCAGACUGGUUUCAUGUGUUCCAUCAUGGCUCAUAUCUAAACACAAGCAAAGGUUUUUCUGGCCUCCACCUUGCUCUCUGCCUCUCCAACCUGCCAAGUGCUGAUAGGCUGCAGAAAUAGAGCAGAGCUGGGUUUUUCUCUUAAACCAGAAGUACAAUGCUGGCAGGCACUUCCCUGCUCUCUGCAGCGGUGUCUCUCAGUGCAUCCAGCCUCCAAGGGAAAAUGAACAAAUCUUUCCUGCUCCCAACUUCAAUUUCAUUCUGUCCUUCCCUGUUGAGUAUCCAGAGAGGUAUUCAAUACCAAAAUCAAGCAGAAAUGCUGGUUUCAACUUCAGGAGCCCAAACACCCUUAUGGCACCACUGGCCACUCAGUGCUUCAGCUGAACAUGGUGGUUUUGUAGUCUCAGCUCAUCUCCAGCACCCACUAUUCUGCAAAAAGCCACUCCACAACACAGUUCAACUCAUCAAAUCAGGGCUUGUGGAAAGGAUUUUAGAAUUAAGCCAGGCUUUGGUAGCCAUUAAUCAUUCAUCUGUGCCAAAAUCAAUCACUGUGAUCUCAUACUGAGCCCAAAGCGAUACGUCAUGCAUAGAUUUUGGAAGUCUGUGGAACUCUGGAGAAGAACUGACUGAAUGGGCAAGUUUUUCACAACCUGGAAGUGCUGGAGCUGCUCAGAAAGAGGCACAGUAGGUUUCCGUUGGAAAAACAAAGCUUUGCCAACAUAAAAUGUUGGAGGGGUGACAGGAAUUUUGCAGAAUUUUGACUCAGAGGAGAGUAGAAAUGAUUUCACUCACCCUUUCUGGAUUCAGGGAAACGUUUCUCUUUUCCUCUCCCUGGCUUGUGUAUGAAACAAUAAGGUUAUGAUGUGUAACUUGGAUGUUUGUUACGUUUUAGUCCUGUUCUGAUGGUGCAGUUUUCACCGGGGGCUGCUCUCAGCAGGGGCUCCUUUGGUCAGUAAAUGUAUGGAAGGGGGGAAAAAUGAAAUAAAAUGAGAAGUUGGUAAGUGUAGCUCGUUAGGAACAAAGCCACCAGUCUGGGGCUGUUGUAUUGACGGCUCCUUCCUGCUCAAGAGCUGCUGGCAUAAUCUUUCACCUUUUUGGUGCAGAAAUCAGACUCACAAAGUGGGUUGAACUUUGCCACAGGUGCUGUGCUGCCAAUACAUGAGAAGGUGCUACAAACCAGAGCCAAAUGCUCAUUUACUUCCAGCUGCCAACCCAAAAUGAAGGCAAAAAUGGAUGUUUCAAAGUGCACUGGAGAGCCAGCAAGUAAGGCCAGCAGAGAUCUGGUCCGCACACACCAUCCUUGAGCGCACAAGUUUGUGUUAGCUUAUGAGCUUACAGAAGUCAGCAUUCAAAUACACAGAAAAUAACCAGACUGCUUUUUUUCUCCCCCGUGUCUGAUGCCCUCAGGACGCUUUGAUCAUGAGAUGUGCAGAGAAACGACAGCCUUCUUCUCACAAGCAAUGCUCAGCUUGAAACAUGAGAUAACCGCAAGAGAGUGUAUGAAGACCUCAGAUCAAGGCUUGCAGCCUGAAAUGCCUCUUGUGCCCCUUGUACAAAGUUGUCUCUUGAGAUAAAGCAGGCAAAAUUCCCACCAGUUACAAACUGGGAUGUCCAAAUGGGUAGGAAUGUCUCUGGGGGAAAUUUUCAUCAGAUGGAGGCCAACACAGGAAAAGGAAAAUGCUCUGGGUAAAUGGGAACAUGUCCAAAGCCAAGGGCUUUCCCAACUCCAAGUGCCAAGCUGUCUCACAGGUGGAGGUGGGAACCCGAAUAAGGCUAUUGUAACAUUUAGGCUCCAGGCCAACCUGUGGGAUGGGGUGUUUGCAGCAGGGCUGUGUCCAUGCUGAUGACAUGCUGCGUUCACCAUGUUCUUGGUGUGCAAAAGCCACAGUGAAGUCUUCUUUUGAAGACUGAAAAGCCCAGAAAAAGACUCGCCUGCCUGGGAAGGGGAUGGGGCCUCUGAUCAUGCCAGCUGCUGCAGUACAUCCAGCUUUCCUAUCAGACAGCUCAGUGGUGAUACAGAGACUUUUCCUACUUUGUUAAGCCUGGUUUUCUAGUUUGCUUUCAGAUUUCUGGUUAGAAAUUCAAUUGCAAAGCAAGAGAGUUUCUUUGCCUCUAUCCUGAUUCUCUGAAAUGCAAGACCACACUGACAAGAGCAGCACGAGAGCACCUCGCUUUUGCUUGCUAUUAAUAAUUACAGAAACAAAACCCAACCACACAACUCUCAGGCUUCAGCAACCUGUUAGUCUAAUCACACCAUCCUGCAUCCCCAAACCUGUCUCCAGUUGAGUAAUUCACAUGGUGGUUUUAAUGAAAAGCUUAACAUCCAACUUGGCCCCUUCUCUCAUGGCUUAUCUGCCCAAAAUACCAUCCCUGUUGGAGCUUCUGUCACACCCAUCAGUGAAAUGUGCUUGCUGGGCAUGUCAGAGGAGGGACAAUGAAUCCCAACAGCAGCUGAGGGUAUGAGAAGACUCUCUGGUGUCUCUGCCCUUAACCUUUCCAUCCCAAACAAAAGUCGUCCAGUUUCAGUGCAAUACAAUACGCCUGAGGGAUGUGCUGGGACGAGCUGGGCUGCAAUGUACAUUAAGGGCUUGGGUGUUUGGUGUGGUGCAGUGCAUAGGAGCUUUGGGUGAAGUUCCUCCCGUGGUAGCAUCUCUAUACAGCAAAAGCUUCCCUACACAGAGCCCUCCUGUUCCAAAUGGCUUCUCUAAGUAUUGGGUUUGUUAAGUCCCAGUGGAUUUUCAGAAAUAAAUGUUUCUUUUAUUUAGGCUAUGUUGCAACUGGUUAAUGAGCCUGCAGCUGUGGGAGGCAGUGACCAGCAGCAUGGUGGGAGUAGGGCAGAAGGAGUGAACCAAGAGCAGGUUAUAAUUUGCAGCUCUUAAUUAGAGGAGCAUUGCCGAGACACAUUUGAUUGGCAUCACUGCCAAAGGCCCUGUCCCAUAUGCCUAUUAAGCCCUGUUUCUUUAUUUCCAUAGGUUACUUUAUCAUGCAAAAGGGAGAGGAUGGAUAGUGUCACACAGUGCUGCUGUGUUCUCAGAGAACCCUCUCUGCAGUGGGAAUGUGAAAGCAGAUCUCACUUCUCAGUGAGAUCAGUUCGUCUCAUAGAAUCAUAGAAUCACUCAGGUUGUAAAAGACCUUAAAGAUCAUCCAAAUGUGAGGUCAGCAUCAACACAUCGCCCUUCCCAUAGGGGGUUGUAUCACUUCCCACAUGCACUUGCACAUGACAGGAACGUACUUCUUUGCUAUAAGAAAUGCUCACUGUCACAGUGAUCUGCUGCAGAAAUCAUACAAGCAAAUCCAAAUUUCCCAUGCCCUGGCAAUUUAGCUCAUUUCCUCCCCCUGCAAUCAGACAUGGAAACCUCCAAAUCAAAAGUGCCCCAGCGGGUUUGCAUCAAGGUGGAGGUUCUGAGAAGGAUUUAAGGAGACAGAUACAGGGAUUGUGCCCUGUACUUGCUGUCUGGCAAAGUACUGCAGAGCUCUUCUCUAUCGAUAUCCUGCUUCCCCAGCUGAGAGCUCUGCUGCUAGUUGGAUGCCAUCACCCUCUGGCACAGUUGGUGCAGUACCUGCAAAACCCUCUGGUCUCGUUAUCAGAGCAAAGCCCAGAUGUGCAGCUGAGACUAGAAGUCAGGCUGUGGUACAGCAGUGAAAGCAGGAUGAAGUAUGAGCACAACAGAGCAGCUGCCCAGAGCAGCAGCUUGUUUGCACCUGUACACUUGUCUUUUUAUAGCUGCUGACAGCCAUCCUGGCAGGUAGUGCAGACAUCAGUGACACCAUCAGUCUGAUUAUUUACUACAACAAAGACAUAAGUUCAACUUGAUUAACGUUUCUGGAUUCCACAGUGCUUGGCAUAAACGUUUGCUUAAUGCAUGAGUCAAAAAUAUCCUCAGAAAAUGAAAAUUAGGGAUAGUCAAUUGCUUGCUGCUGUACACCAGUGUUUAAACUGGGGUUUCCAUAGCACCAAAUGCUGUGUUAGAUCAUUAUGCCAAAGAGCUGAAUGAGAAGCAGCUUAAGUGUGAAGUGUACGAAGGGCAGAGGGUUCUUCCUGUUUUUCAUCUGACCUCCUGACCUCCUCACUUCAAUUUCUGCACAGAUCACGGUGGGUUUUGGUUUCCCUCUCACAAAUGGGGCUACUCAGUGAAUUACAGACACCACUUCAACGUGGCCUGCUUGUUUAGACAAGCAAUUAUGUUUUAGCACUGAACUAAAUGAAUCAAGCAUUAGCUAAUGAAAGAUCUGAGAACCUGCUGUGGCAAUUCAAAAAUCAACUCAAUCCAAUUGCAAGUGUGAAAUAAGGAUUAAGAGCAGUUCCCAUAUUCUUGGUGCAGCCAAGUAAACACAUCGAGAGGGCUUUGCAUCAGCAAGACCCAAACACGAGAAGCAGCUAAGGAAAGGAAGGGAAUGGGAGAGACCAAUUACUGCUAAAUAGGAUGCUUGAGCAUGGUGAUGGUUCAAUUAAAAGUCAAAUGUGAUUAAUUUGAGCAAUUUGAUGGACAAAGAAGAGUCACAGAGAGGUCUGGUAUGUCCUGGUGUCACUGCUGGUCUCAGUGCGUGACAUCAGGUUGCUCAAGGCCUCAUCCUGGAACAUCUCCCAGGACAGAGAUCCCCACUGGGAACAGCUUCUCGUGGCUCAUGCCACAACCAGUGCACCCACAGGAACAGCUUAUGCUGAUCCUGCUUUCCCCUUUCACUUUCAUAUAAGCAGCUAUAACCUUUCCAACCAAAACAUUCUGGCUACAGAAGACUGAAGUGUCAAGCAACACACUUCUCCUGGAGGCACAGUCAUUAUGAACAGCAGCAUUUCACACUCCUAAAAGCAUUAGCAUGCAAAACACUUCCAAAAAUAUGAUUCCUACUUAUUGCAAAGCAGGUUGUGCUGUCCAGGUUGAUUAAAAAGAUUUCACAGAGGUAACAAGAUAAAAUUUUAACAGUAAAAGGAAGAAGAAAAGAUGUGUUGUUCUGAACCAUUCUUCCUUCUGUGGAGGCAUGCAGCCAUGAUGACAACAGCAGAUAAUGUUGGUACUGAGGGAUGUGUAGUUGAUUAUGGCAAGCUGUUGAUGGCACAAAAGCUUCCCUGGCAUCAUCAAAUGGCUGCAAAUCUGCACUGAAAUUGAGGAAUUUAGGAGUCCUCACCCCAAAGAGCAGCGGGUCUCUUUGCAUGACACUUCUGGUACUCACAGCCUUUAGAACAAAGAUUGCAUGUGAUUUCAGCCCCACCACCACCAGUCCUGCUGCCUUUCACCAAGAUAAGAUCACAUAGAUCUAGAAGGCUGAGAUUGAUACCCACGACUGAAUUGGAGCACAGCAAAAACUCUCCAGCCACACUCACCAGAUCUGAGUCCCUCUUAGAUGGAGUUAAGACUUUACCUUGCAGCACCAACAUUACUGUGUUACCACCUCUCUCCACAAAACCCUCAGAUGUUUGACACACAGAUGGUGGUAUCCACACUGGGAUUUGACCAGCAGCAUAAAAAGGAGCAGAGGCACACAGAGCACGUGUUCGGAGAUGUCAGAGCUGCUCAACAUGCUUAGGAGAUGGAGUACACAGCAAUAAGGCUCUACAGAGCAUCUCAGGCCCAAGAUGCUCUCCCCACAUCCAUCUAGAAAGUCCUUCCUUUUGAGGAGUGCUAAGAAGUGAGGCAAGGUGAGCUGUCCUGCUCUUCAAACUAUCUGAUUUUCUGCCCUGCUCUUCAGAGGCACAGGGCAUUCAAAGCACUUUCCAAGGCAUUCAUGCCUCCAAAUACACCAGUCCACCUGGCAGCCUACGCAAAGACUCAGAGCUCAGCGACUCACUCUUUCCCCCCUGGACAGAGGGAAUCACUAAGCUUGCCCUAUCACAUUCAGACUGUGUGUCCCACCCUGCUCUCCCCCAUGCAUACACAGCACUGCUCUAACCCCUUAUUCACCAUCGCCAACAUUCUUUGAAACUGCUAAGACUCCUAAAUCCCAAAAUAAAUUGGCCUGAAUAAGCACGCCUCAGUUCCAGCCGGACUGCUGUGGGCACUAUCAUCUCUGCAGUGGGUUCCUGUGCUCAGAAACAACUGCUGCUGCAGGUCCUGGGAACUGUGGCAGCUGAGCCCAGAACAGCCUGCAUUUCUUUCCCUUCAUCUGCAAGGGAAAUUCGCCCAGAACAACACAUGUGUGGGCACAGUCAGUCACCAGCACCGUGCUGUGCCAACGUGGCUGCUGCUGGCUCCAGUGGCCUCAGAGGAUUUACAGCACACGGCAUCCUUCAAAUGCUUCCAACUCGACAAUCUUGAUUGCUCUGUCAGAACCUUGAGGACUUCUCAGCUGGAAGCAUCGCCUGCGCUGCAGCCUUGCUACGGGUGGCUUAUAAAUCUCUGCAUGUGAGGAGUUAUUUCAUUUUACAGCUGCUACAGAGUCUGUGAAAUCCUGGAUUUCACAGUACAAAUACUCCAACCGGCGAUAAAACGUGAGAGGUGUUUUAUCAAACAAAAGUUCCAAUCAUUGGUGUUUAUAGCAAACGAGCCAGGAGUCUGCAAAGGGAGAUGUGAGUUCAGCCCUGACACCACCGUACGGCCCCUUGCCCACUAACCUCCCUGCUCAUAAUUGCAUCCACUAACAGAGGGCCAAAAGGAAAACAAAAAACAAAAAACAAAUUCAACUUGUGUUAGUGUAAUCUGUGCCACAGCCUUUCCAGACAUAAAGCAGGCCUCCCUAAUGAGCUAGAAGAAUCAAACCAUUUACCUCUUCUGAGGUCUAAAUCUCUUCCUUGUGCCCCUAGGUAUGAGCAAGGCCAGACAGGAGUAGCUCUGCAACAAUAACAAACAAAGCUAAAAACAGAACGUACUCUGGAAGGGAGAAACGAGUGAGAGGCUGAGCAUAGGAUGUCUGUCUCCAAAAAGGAUCUGCAAUGAAAACCAAAACCGAGCGCCUUCCUUCCUGGUCAAUGGCAGCAGCUGAGCAGGUAUCAAAUCACUUUUUAUUACAGAGGAGAGCAGCAUUUGUUUAAAUAAAAAUAGUAGCAGCAAGUUAAUAAGUGCUCCUGCAGUGUCUGUGGCAGGACAUGGAAAUUACCAGAUAAUCUUUAGUUCAUGGGUCAUUUGUAGAGGGGUGCAACAAGUAGAGUCCCUGCUUGUGCAACAUCAACCUCAGACACUGCAGCAGAGUCCCCAGACACAAGGUGACUGCUUGUGUGCAUAGAAAAGCUGCAGACCCAUGCAUUAACCCAGACUUUGGCAAACCCUUUGUCACAGGUAAGUGCCCAGAAUUGAGCCUAAGUCAGAUGCUUGCAGCCAGCAGCAGCCUCAGGAACCCCGAAGGCUGCAAGCUCAAUAUUCCCUGGCUCUAUUUUUAACCUUGCAGUUGGGGAAGAUCCCUGUUGCUACGCUACCUGUGUUGUGGGUCUGGAGCAGACAGCACAUCUCACCCUGGAACUUGCUGAGCAGCUCAGCAGGACACAAGCAAUGAGGUUUUAAAUCCAUCACGGCAGCUGCAGCAGUCACACAGGAGUGCUGCCCUUCCCGCUUGUCUCAACUUUCCCCUCUUCUCCAGUGCUUGCCUGCAGCUCAGAGACAUCCCCUGAGUUCAGUCACCCCGAAGCUUCCUGCAGCCCUGGCAUAGUGCAGGUAGACAGGUGGAGAAGUGCCAGCAGUUCAGCAGGCAGGCAGGCAGCCUUCCCUUUUGAGUCAUUUCCCAGCUACUUGAGCAGACCUUGUAAGAGCCUGCAGCGCUCCUCCAAGAGGGGAAGAAUCCCUGCACACCUCCAUCAAUUUUGGGUGACUCCAGCAAACAUCCACCAGUCAUAAAUCAAGUUUCCCAAUAUCCCCCCAGUGAUGUAGAGGUCUCGGAGCUGACUGAGUGGGAAGCAGCCACUUGUAGAAGUUCCUGUCACCAGAUGAUGCAUUCUCUUAAUUUCCAGUUAAGUACAGAACAUGAAUAUUUCUGUCCUCGCCUGCACCACUGAUGGCAGGGGAUAAUCAAAUGCUCCACACAUUGCUAUUGCAAGGGCAGGAAUAAUUCGUCUGAACAUCAAAAACCCUCACAGUUCCCUGUGCCUCCUUUAUUUGGGAUGCAAAGCUGGACAUACUGAUUUGUUUACAGUGGCCACUAGAAGCUCAGUUAGGAGGAAAGCAUCAUGAAGCAUGACUUGGCUUUUACAGCCCCCCCCAGUUUAGUCUGGCCCUGCUGGAGCCAGAGAAGAAGAGGGUCAGACCUCUUUGCUUCUGACCCUGAGUCAUUUGGAAAUGAGAUAAAAGCCCUAUAGGGUUUUUCCUCCCCUCAGAGUUCCUCUGAAUUGCUAUUUGCACAAGUGCCCUGGGCUUCCAGGGUACAACAGUUAUGCUGAUGAACAGAUGCCAAUCUCCAGAAGUUGAUUCUAUGGCCAUUUUUGGGGGUGGUUGGAGUUCAGUGCAAAAGCUGGCUGAUGGCUCCCUCAGCUCUGGGGAGCAGGGAAUGGGACCAGGGCUGGCUCAGCAGCACACACAGCGUCUUUCUCCAGCAUCUCUUUCUGAGGACUGCAGUUGGACUCUAAGCACAUCUUUUCCUCUUGCACCAUCCAGUGGUUCAGGCUGGAAGUCUGUUGGGAAGAACUUAGGCAUCCAUUGCAGACGGGUUGAGGCAGCUGCUGGGCCUGGUGGGAAGGCUGCAGGGAGACUUCAUCACAGCCUUCCAAUAUUUAAAAGGAGAUUAUAAUCAG
Molecule: messenger RNA, 10726 nt
Organism: Meleagris gallopavo (turkey)
Lineage: Eukaryota; Metazoa; Chordata; Aves; Galliformes; Phasianidae
Gene: TACR1
Product: tachykinin receptor 1
Biological process (GO): positive regulation of flagellated sperm motility; G protein-coupled receptor signaling pathway
Cellular component (GO): sperm midpiece; plasma membrane
Molecular function (GO): substance P receptor activity
Source: RefSeq, a predicted model, not a curated record